AUGGGUGCCGUGUGGGAGCACUGGCAAAUGUCCAAGCGUUCAUCUGGACGGGAUCGGAGCGGCACGCGACUGCUAAUCGUCCAUGCCACCGCGGUGGAAAUGAUUAUGUGCUGCGUCAACCAUCCGAUUAGUUUCACGCAGAUCCUUUACGCGCAGUAUCCAGUCACUCCGACAGUCUGCUUCUUCAUUCAAUUCCCUUUUGCAAUAUUCCGGACCGUCGGCUACUACUCCUCGGCUAUCCUGGCCAUAAACCGUUUUGUCGCACUCUGCUUUCCCAUUCAAUUCCGCGACUAUUGGACGAAGCAAAGCGUCAACAUACUGUUCAUCCUGGUUACGUGGCUCAUCUGUGGCGCGUUUUAUGUUCCGCACAUGAUCGGGCGGGAACUGAGAUUCGAAAUGAUCCCACCGACCAAUGUUUGCGCCAUUAAAGCCCGUUCCGCGGAAGCCCGGACGAUCCACCAGACGCUGGUGUCACAUCUGCCGCUAACGUUGAUAUGGAGCAUUUAUGCUACGAUGUUUGCAUUCGUUGCUGUGCAAAAGCUAUCGCGCCGCAGUCACCAGAACCCAGCGUCGUUCCGGCGCUCCUUGCAACUGGCGCUCGUCCUACUGAUGUCGGCACUGUGGCACUGUGUCUGCUUUUCUCCGCAGCCUUUGUUGACGCUUUUCGAAGACCGGGGUCUAGCGCGUCCCACCGCUGAAACGUUGCUGUGGUUACGAUUCGUCUUUCUACUGGGAUAUGGUGGCAACCCGGUCAUCUUUUUCACUAUGAACCGAGAUUAUCGCUCCAUGCUCAGACGAUGGUUGAGCUCUAUCCGGCACGCAAAGUAUCACGGUUGGGGGAAAAAAAGCAACAACCGAAUGGUGAAAUUGACCGAUUUCGGUCUAACCGCCAAACUACAGGGCACCAUCACGGCCGCCGACGAGGUCAACGGUGCUGCGGGCACCACGGUGUAUACGGGACACGAGUUUUUUAUGGCGUAA
Molecule: messenger RNA, 981 nt
Organism: Paramacrobiotus metropolitanus
Lineage: Eukaryota; Metazoa; Tardigrada; Eutardigrada; Parachela; Macrobiotidae
Product: olfactory receptor 10Q1-like
Exons: 4
Coding region: 1-981 (326 amino acids)
Biological process (GO): G protein-coupled receptor signaling pathway
Cellular component (GO): membrane
Molecular function (GO): G protein-coupled receptor activity
Source: RefSeq, a predicted model, not a curated record